This is a messenger RNA of Macrosteles quadrilineatus (aster leafhopper), 2069 nucleotides long. RefSeq names its product prostaglandin E synthase 3-like. The record is from RefSeq and is a predicted model, not a curated record. The transcript is spliced from 4 exons. Lineage: Eukaryota; Metazoa; Arthropoda; Insecta; Hemiptera; Cicadellidae. Gene Ontology annotation, cellular component: nucleus; cytosol. Gene Ontology annotation, molecular function: Hsp90 protein binding; protein-folding chaperone binding. Bases 314 to 817 code for a protein of 167 amino acids. Gene Ontology annotation, biological process: chaperone-mediated protein complex assembly; protein folding.
UCUUGAUUGCCUAGCCGUGCUCUCGACUAACUAAGCUCUACGAUUAUUGAUCUCUGAUUUGUAGAAUAGAGUUAUUGUUUUACUGUUUAUCAACCAAGCUAAAUUGAAAAUUGUUAAUGUCAUCAUCCCAUUGAAGUUUUGUCAUUCGUUGUUCCAAUUUGAGACCUUGAGAAUCGCAUACCGCGAAACUUAGCAGUGCUCUGUCUAGGCUAGGGCUAAGUUAAGUUUAGGCCCACUAGAAACAUCAAGGUUUGGUCACUAAGGUUUUCCGAACCAAAACCUUAUUUUGGAGAUCUAAGUUUGUAUCGUAGAAAUGGUUCACGAGAAUGAGGAAUCCAUUCCUCCCCCAGUGAUGUGGGCACAGAGGACGAACUGUGUUUUCUUAACAGUUUGUUUGGAAGACUGUAAAACUCCUGAAAUCAGAUUAGAACCAGAAGCAAUAUAUUUCAAAGGGAUCGGAGGAACAGAGAAGAAACUUCAUGAACUCACAAUACCACUGUUUAAGGAAAUUGACCCCGAGAAAUCAGCAAAAUUUGUAAGGGACAGGAAUAUUGAAAUCAUUCUGAAGAAGAAAGAAGAAGGCCCAUAUUGGCCUCAAUUAACAAAGGAUAAGAAGAAAUACCAUUGGCUAAAAGUAGAUUUUAACAAAUGGAAAGAUGAAGACGACAGUGAAGACGAGUUCGGCGGCGGACAACCUGAUGAUCUUGAAGAAAUGAUGAGAUCCAUGGGCGGACUUGGCGGAGGAGAUACCAAACCAAACUUUGACGUAGAUGUCGAGUCAGACUCAGACGACGAAGAUCUACCCGACCUGGAAUAAGCCAGUGCCGUCGUGUGCAAUACAUGAAACUUGACUGACUCCAGCAUAUAUGAACACUCACUCGUGUUGGAAGUAUAGUUGCGCCAGGCGAUCAAUAUUUUAUUGUAUAAAUAAGGAGCAUUGGACUUGUAUCGCAAGUCACAUUCUCCACAACAAUUAUCGUUUUUUACUUUUUUCUAUAUUGUAAAGCGUUUGUUCUAAUUUGCAUUUUUUACUGAUGUUUUUGGCCAUGUAUGAAUAAGGCCAAUUUACUUCGUAAAAUUUGUUAGUGUCAUCAGUUAGGCCCCAUCAUUCCACAACUCUGAUUGUAAAUAAAUGUUAAUCGAUAGUUAUUGUUUUAUUUCGGCUGUAAUACAGUUAAAUGCUUAUUUAUGAACUUGAGCUGCUGUUUUAUAUUCAUGUUAAUCAAAGUUUUUGACUGUGUGCAUUUGAUAGGAAUGUACUGCAAACUUUUGUAGAAUAAAUUAUGAAUUUCGGAUUAGGAAAUGGUUUAUAUUAGUUCAAUAUAGUUGAGAAAUAUGUUUGAUUUUUGUUUUCAAAGUUUUAAUUUUGUGUUUUGACAGAUUGCUGAUUUUGUGUGGAAAUUUACCUGGCUCUGCUAGAUUAAAUUUGUAAAUCAUUAUCUUGACGUGUGCCUGUAUUUUUGUUACACCUAGAUUCAUAAUGCAUGUAUGAUACACAAAACCUUUGAUUAUAUAAGUUUUAAAAGUUCCAGUUACGUUGAGUUACCUCACUAAUAUUUAGAGUGAACCCAGUUUGACUUAAAAGGUUUGUGAAGUUUAUAAUGUAGAUAAUAAGACAGCUUAAAUAGCCUCAAACAGCCACAUCAGUGACCAAUAUUUAAUUCAUAAACUUUUGAAUGAUAUCUCUUUUUUAACUCUUUAGAAAUCCACAUUAAAUAAACUGGUCUUCCAAGCUUAUUACAUGAUAACUCUUAAAAGUAAUUUCUGAUCUCUUACUCUGUAAUAAAUACAUGGCCAAAACACAACUGAUACAUCAAUAUUAAAUGAUAGCCUCAACGAUGCCAUCGUUUGAUUUGACUUAAAAAUUAUUUGUUAUUACUGUUAAACUCAUUUUUGUGGCAUUAUCCAAAUAAAGUAGGUUUCUAGCACGGUCAAAAGUGAGUUUAAAACACAUCCUAAUUAACAUGUAAAGCAUUAUUCAUAGAUAUCAUUUAAUGAUUUUAUUUUCACAUUUGUAUUUGUUGUAAAAUAUCUAGACCUAAUAAAUAUAUUUGCAUCAGUUCAUUUAA